CUUGUUUUUUAGAAUUGGUGUUAGAUUUUGUUGAUCUCGAAAACUCGAAAGCUAAAAGUCCCAACAGUCCCGGACAGAGGUACAGGGACCAAUUCAAGGAUGCUUGCUACCCUCAUCCCCGGACUCCUUCUCAUUCAGGGAUGCUUCUCAGCCGUACAACCACACGAUAAGACUAUGAAGAAUCUCUUUGCACACACUGGGGCAUGUAAUACCCAGCACGGCAGAGAGCUUGAUGAUCCUGAUUACUAUGCCUCCAACUCCGGGAUGCCUCAUGACCCCUCCUCAUCUGGAUUCAUGGCCACCCACGGCACUCAUCGGUUUCUGGCAAUGCACGAGCAGACCGCUCUGUUAGUCGGAGAGGGAAAGCACGGAGUGUGGAGAUUCCAGGAAAAUGGAUUUAUCCGCAUUUAUCGGGGGGUAGGAAGAGAGGGUAUACCGCCACAAAAGAGAGAAGGUGUUCGAGAUUUGAGAAAAAACGUUGUCAUUGACGACGAUAUGGAAGAUAAGGAAAGUGCCUGGGAGAUCAACAGAUUGCUUAUUAUUCUUGAAAGAAACUACAUGCCUAUUGAUCCUAACUUUGACUUUGAUCAUCAAUUUGGAGAGGAAGUUUUUGAGCCUAAUGGUAGAAACUGGCUAAACUGGAUUGAUCUACCGAUCUACCAUGCAAGAUUUGGAGGAAAAUACAAGGAGCAUGUUCCCAUCGAUCUUCCCGUUUAUUAUUGCCAGAUGUCUUCGGCCGAAUUUCCUCAUAUGGGUGCAACGUGGCAUGUAAUGAAGGCCCAGCCCAAAGCAAACGUAAUAGGCCCACUUGGGAGGAGAGCGGGAAUGGACAUUAGAGAAAACUUCAACGACGUUAUCCGAUUCCGGCUUUUCGAUGAUGCUGGAUUUUGGGCGAACAUAGGGCAGGGGAACCCCGAAACAGACAAGAUGGCGAGCACGCUGGAGGAACUGAAGGAAAGAGCGCAGACAGCGAACUGGCAAAGAAUUGAUAAGGAUAAAAUUGGUUGGGAGGUUUAUGUUAUGGAACGUUCCUAUCACAACGCCAAAUCGACAUACCUCUCACUAGCAUUUGUUAUGCUAGAUAGCUCCACCCCUGAGCGAGAAAAGGAAUACACCUACAUUCGCCCUCAUGGAGAAUACUACAAUUACCUGGUUGAGAAAGGAUAUGAAAUUAAGAGUACUAUCCCUAAUAACAGCCCAACAGUUCCCAUCGAGAAUGAGACGGAAGUAAAAGAGGCGUAUGGUUUAGCCACGUAUGGACACCAUCAUAUGGCCCGAGUCAAAUAUGGAAUAGGGGGUGGUGCCUGCCCUCAAAAAGGGGGUGACGUUUCCAUUUACCCGUGGGGGGAUGCUGGAGGUGGGUGGCCUACCAAUUAUGAGGAGAUCACCCCGCUCUGUGACGCUUUCCUGAUCGACAUUAAAUUCUGGGUAAACCUGGACAAGCAAUGGACUGAACCUGAUAUGUUCCUUGGCAACGCCGGCCAUGACUACAGGGGACAAACAGCGGUGAUGUACCAGGCCCAGGCCAAUUGGUACGGCAAAUACUCUGAUCCUUACAAUGUGGAGAGAGGAGCAAAGAAUCCGUACGAGCUGGACAUGACAGAGGAUCACAAGAUCCAGGAGUUUCCUGGAGAGGACGAGGUAGUUCCCGUGGUCAAUUUCACCAUAGACUUUGGUGUAGUGGGAGAAGUGGAAGAAUAUUUCAAUACUGAGAUUGACUGGACUCCCAGAACGUGUCUCGCUGAUGAAAUAGAAGAUCAAGAUGGGCCAGUUGAGUCGCCUGUAAGGAAUACUAAUACAGCAGGGAUUGCAGCAGUUUCUGUUUACAUCUUAGCGAUAGUUUCGUUUAUCUGGGCUUAGAGAACAUUCAAUGAUGCAUUUUAGACUUACUGCCUAAUCUUAUUUAUAAUAAUAUGUAAACGGAUUCCGCUGAAUCGAGCUAGUCGGACUAAAAAGGAAAUUUCACGAAUUACUCGUGUCUUAGAAUUGGCUUAAAAUAAACUUGUUCGUUUGUGAUGAUUUGGCUUGCACAAAGUGAUAUAAAAAAUACGGUUCUGUACUAUUUUUGAUUAGCCUCGUCUUAUUUUAAUUAUCGGAAUAAUUGAAAUUAUAACAUAUUAUAUUCUUAAUACUCUAA
This is a messenger RNA of Bolinopsis microptera, 2137 nucleotides long. RefSeq lists its product as uncharacterized. Bases 100 to 1860 code for a protein of 586 amino acids. Lineage: Eukaryota; Metazoa; Ctenophora; Tentaculata; Lobata; Bolinopsidae. The record is from RefSeq and is a predicted model, not a curated record. The transcript has 4 exons.